Debaryomyces hansenii CBS767 is the source of this 318-nucleotide messenger RNA. It is a transcript of the gene MRP2, whose product is annotated as mitochondrial 37S ribosomal protein uS14m. The coding region runs from base 1 to 318 and encodes 105 amino acids. Gene Ontology annotation, biological process: translation. The record is from RefSeq and is a predicted model, not a curated record. Gene Ontology annotation, molecular function: structural constituent of ribosome. The transcript has a single exon. Gene Ontology annotation, cellular component: mitochondrial small ribosomal subunit; ribosome. Lineage: Eukaryota; Fungi; Ascomycota; Pichiomycetes; Serinales; Debaryomycetaceae.
AUGCCAUUCAGAUUCCCAGUUCAAUUCGAACUUCCUAAACACUGUUACGUGAAUGGUAGAGUGAUCAAGGAUCAAUUCAAAAGAUUACAGUAUGCCGAGCAUGAGGUUACCAGAAAUGCAUUAAGAUAUAUCGCCAGAAACACCGAAUUACUGGCUAGGGUUAGAUUGGAGGCACAGUUACAGUUAACAGCUAUGCCUAAAUACACUUCGUACAGUCAGAUCAAGAAUAGGUGUGUUGCAUCGGGACAUGCAAAGUCUGUGCUCACCGACUUUAAGCUCAACAGAGUAUGUUUGUAUCAGGAGGUUAAUAUGACAUAG